Messenger RNA from Paraglomus brasilianum, 1239 nucleotides. Lineage: Eukaryota; Fungi; Glomeromycota; Glomeromycetes; Paraglomerales; Paraglomeraceae. The record is from the annotation of a GenBank genome assembly.
AUGAUUCAAACAGGAGAUCCGACUGCUACGGGGAAAGGAGGAGAAUCUAUCUUCGGUAUACUCCAUGGUCCACAAAGACGGUAUUUCCCAGCAGAGGUUCAUCCAAAGCUAAAGCAUAAGAAAAAAGGAACCGUAUCCAUGGCUGUUGCUAGCGACGGAAGAGAAGGCGGUGGAGUCAGCGGAUCGCAAUUCUUCAUAACGACUGCUGAUAAUCUAGAUUAUCUUGAUGGAAAGUACACUGUUUUUGGAGAAGUUGCAGAGGGAUUUGAUACUCUGGAAACCGUCAACGAUGCUUACUGUGACGAAUCUGGUCGGCCAUACAAAGAUAUUCGAAUUAAGCAUACCAUAAUCCUUGAUGAUCCAUUUCCUGAUCCAGAAGGACUCGUAGUACCCGACGAAUCGCCUAAACCGAGUAAAGAGAUGCUAGAAACAAUCCGUAUCGCCGAGGAUGAAUCAAUUGAGCCAGAACUACCCCCGGAAGAGCUUGAAAAAAUGCAGCGACGGAAGGAAGCAGAGGCUCAAGCAUUGACAUUGGAGAUGAUUGGUGAUAUUCCAUUUGCAGAAGUGAAGCCUCCUGAGAAUGUAUUGUUUGUGUGUAAGCUUAAUCCGGUUACACGUGAUGAAGACAUGGAAUUAAUAUUUUCUCGUUUUGGACCUAUAAGUAGUUGUGAAGUCAUACGUGAUAAGAAGACCGGUGAUUCGCUUUGUUAUGCGUUCAUUGAAUUUGAGAACAAAGAGGACUGCGAGACUGCUUACUUCAAAAUGAACAAUGUGUUGAUUGACGAUAGGAGAAUUAAAGUAGACUUUUCCCAAUCGGUGUCCAAGUUGCAUAGAGACUGGGUUGUUUCGAAGAUGAAAAAGUUGAGGGGCGCUAGUGGCUACGGUGGCUCGCAAAACUUGGAGAGAAAGUCACGGUAUCGCGACGAAAAGGAAGAGACAGAAGAGAAGUAUGAUAUGGUGUUCAAUCACGUUGGAGAUUAUGAGAGUGAGUUACGAAAACGUCAUGCUGAUGAAAAGGACGGUGAGCGAUAUCAUGGUAAAGCAUACGACAUCGAUCUUGACAAGCGUAGUAAUAGAAUGUCAGAUACAAGUAAAGAUCGUGAUAAAAUACAAUCCCGCCGGAGGGAUGAUAGACCAGCAAAGUACUCAUCAAGACGUUCGAGUCAAGGGAACUAUCAAGGGAGCGAAGGAGAGAUAGAUGGUAGGUACGAGUGUGAAAUAGGGGAUAGAGUUUGUUGA